CGCCCUGAUUGAACACAUCCAUCAUGGCGCUCCCCAAACACAGCAGCUGGCUGCCUCUGCUGGCCCUUGUGGUCAUUCUCUACGCGGCCCCAGCCCACGCUUUCGGCGCUGGCAACAUCGCUUCCACCUCCAAGAUCGAGGGGGGGAACUGGAGGCACGGCGAUAUCGAGGAUACUCUGCUCACUCUUCUCACGGCUCGCGCUAUGGGAGGCAAGAAGUUUAGCAAGCUCGAUGUCAAGCGCGUGUACUUCGGGAACUGGCUUCGUGAUUACUCGCAGGCCGUUGACGUCGGAACGGUCAAGUAUGUGUCUGCGGAAGCAAUACGCAUACUCCUCUGGGUCCUUGGAUUCAUGAGCUUCGGCUACGGCACCGGCGAAUUCGAGGUGACUCGAGACAGACUAGGCUGCUACCGACCGGAGGAGCACAUCGACAACCCGAAGGACUACGCCGAUAAUCUCGAUGCUCGACAAUAUGACACUCGCCUGAGAGGGCCAAUCGAUGAGCGCCGCGAGCUCAGCAUCGACGAACGCACCGGUUUGAAGCACUAUAUCGCCAGCGAGGAUCAGCGAAUCACAACCAGCGCAGGGCUUGUUCGCGAUUUGUUCAGCAAGAGCAUUGAGCUAGGCAGGAGAUACGCUAGAUCGCGGGAUACUCGGGACUUCUAUGAGGCGUUGCGCCUUAUGGGAACUGCUUGUCACUGCUUGGAAGAUUACUCCGCCCACAGCAACUACACCGAGUUGGCAUUGAUUGAGAUGGGCGAGCGCAACGUCUUCCCUCACGUCGGUCGCCAGACUCAAGUCCAGAUCCAGGGUGCUCGCCAGCCUGUCUAUCCGAUCGUGACCGGAACUUUCGGUGGGGUGGACUUUUUACACAGUGUCAUGGGCGAGGUAUCCGACAAGGCCACACAGUCUGAGUUGCAAGAGUUGGAAGGCACAAUCGAUCAGUCUCAGCGCGCCGAUACCAGCAUGCUCAAGGAGCUUCUCGAUAAGCUGCCACCAGGACUCCUUGGCGACACGGACCAGAAGGGCAAGGCCGAUCAGCUACAGGCCAACGCCAAUGCCGCUAAGAUGCAGAACAUGCAUAUCUCGCCCAAAGAGCCCGAAGCUUUCACCCAGCAGGUUGGCGAGAUCACCCAGCAGAUCUACCCGAUCAUGGAAUUCCACGACAACAUCAUGAAAAGCAUUUCCACGGCGAUCGACGACAUCCCGGUCCUUCCUGAUCUUAUAGAAGAAGUUCAGAACCAGAUCAGCAUCUUCGUCUUCUCCCUGCUGGCUCCGUUCGUCCUUCCUAUUAUUUCUCAGCUCAAAGAGGAGCUCUCGACGGGAUCAAGUGAAAUCAUUCAAAGCAGCAUGGACAAGCAGCAUAUUGUCUUCAAUGACGACGACUGCUCGGAUCCAACCCACUCCAUGCUCUCCAAAGAUCAUUUCAGCAAUAUCCUUAAUGAGCCAGCCGGCAAAGUUGCCAGCGCGGUCCUGAAGUGGGUCGUACCACAGAUUGUCGCGUGCUGGGAUGAUGACAACAUCGAUGUUGGUCGCACUUGUGACCGCAUCAUCAACGGCGUCUUCCAUCACCCAGCUCAGCGUCAAUAUGGCGAAGACGGAGCGGUCGAUGGUCGACAUGCGAUGUUCAGCGUUGUUGAGAGGUGGUGGUCAGAGAAGGAUGAACGCGAAAAGGAUGAUCUUCGGGAUAAGCUGAGUCGCGAGGGAGUUGAGCAGGGCAGGAAUCAUAAGGAAGGCGUUCACGACACUGGUCACGGCUGCUGCAAGCCCUUGGGUAUGCCAAACAUGAAGACCCAGAACAGCUCUGGUGCCAUUGGCGGUGUUAUGAGCGGCUUAAAUCAGGCCAUGUCAUCCGGGACUUUGGGCGGUCGGCAGAAGAAUCCAGCGGCAAACAAGAUCGGCGACCAAGUCGGUGAAGCGGUCGGCGGUGGUGUGCUCGGAUCUGUCGUUGGUGGAUUUGCCGGCGCUGUGGGUGCAGGACUCCUUGGCGGGGCGUUUGGCGGAGACAAGGCCGAGAAGACCACCUAUAAGCGCGACAGCUACGAGGGCGACGGCUCGCACACUUCUCGCAUCACCGAAACUGGACAUCUCAGACCCAGUUCGCCUCAGGCGGCUAUCGCGAAGACAUUCAACGCUACGAGCAAGAUGGACGACAAGGUAGCACAGGGUGGACGGUAUGAAGAGGAAGUUCACGAGAAGCGUGUUACCAGCUCUGGUCGGGAGUAUGUCAAUGAGGACAGCCGCCAUGGCUACAAGAAGGAUAAGAAGAAGAACGACAGCGACGACGAUGAUGAUGACGAUGACGACAGCAACGAUGAUGACGACUGGGAGAAGAAGGAGAAGAAGCGUCGCAAGAAGGAGGCGAAGAAGCUCAAGAAGCAGCAAUCAAGCUAUGGCCGUCAAGAGCAGUCCAGCCACGGCGGAGGUGGACGCAGCGAGUACCAGCAGCAAUCGUCAUACGGUGGCGACAGCUACGGCGGCGGAGGCUACGGCCAGCGCCAAGAACAGAGCGAGUAUGGUCGCCCAGCCCAGCGUGAGGAGUACGGCGGUGGAAAUGGAGGUGGCUAUGGUCGUGGAGAGCAGGAAGAGCAUGGUCGUCGCGGUGGCGAUGAGAUGCCGGGCUCUUUCGGUGGCAGCGAUGAGACUGGCGGAUACGGCAACCAGGGAGACGAUCAGAGUGGAGGAUAUGGCGGUGGAUAUGAGAGGCGCUAUUGA
Zymoseptoria tritici IPO323 is the source of this 2714-nucleotide messenger RNA. RefSeq lists its product as uncharacterized. The record is from RefSeq and is a predicted model, not a curated record. Lineage: Eukaryota; Fungi; Ascomycota; Dothideomycetes; Mycosphaerellales; Mycosphaerellaceae. The transcript is spliced from 6 exons. The coding region runs from base 24 to 2714 and encodes 896 amino acids.